This is a messenger RNA of Podarcis muralis (Common wall lizard), 1293 nucleotides long. NCBI's taxonomy places the organism in Eukaryota, Metazoa, Chordata, Lepidosauria, Squamata, Lacertidae. The record is from RefSeq and is a predicted model, not a curated record.
AUGGCAGAGAAAAGCAGCAGCAGCAUUUCUGGCAGGGCCGCUGCCAGCUCCUCUUCCAAUAAAACCAAGUCACCCUCUGGGUACCCUCUGAGCAUCUGCAAGGAUGCUCCUUUGCAGCUGGUGCAAGAAUCUGCUGAAGAAUGCCCUGCAAACCCUCUGCGGACAUCACUAUUGCUUGGCCUGGAUUGUACGCCAUCCAAGUUGGUGGUCAUCACUGCCUACAGUGCGAGGUUCUUUAUCUUUAAACUGGACUUGAACUGGAGACCUUUCAAACAGGGGGCUGUACACUGUGGGUUGGUGGAGCUGAACUUGAAAGUGGUCAAGGGGAAUGCAGAAGAUAGGAAAGAGUACGAGAAGUAUACUGAGGGGACACACUUGAUGAUAUUGCUCCAGCAUGUGAAACAGCUGAAGGCAAGCUUGACCCUUCCUACUGCACACUUGAUACGCACUUGAUUGAUUGAUUCCAAUGUUCUGAUGAGGUUCUUCUUGAGCAUGAAACUGCAGGGGGCUUUGGCCACGGACUGUUCCUCCAGGCUCCCUCUGUGUGAGGAGGGGGACAAAGGCUCACAGGCACUCAUGACAGCCAGUGGGGUCGCCUUGCUGGAAGGCAAGCUGCAGGUCUUUGAGAACAUUGCGUCUGUGCUGAGCAAGGAGAUGGUUGCCUCUUGGCUGAAGAUUGUGGCAUUCCGGAGCCAGAGCGGCCUUGACCAGGAUAUGAUCCAUGGCUUGGAGCUGAAGUCUUAUUUUCUCCAGCGAUGCCUUGUGCAGAAAGAUGUUGCUUUGAGCAGGUUAGAGCAGAGACUUCUCUCAUCAGAGCAAGUGUCCUAGGAUGGUGUCUUCCUGUGGAAGACUACGGAUGUGCAUCAGAGGUGCUACAAAAAUGUGUGUGGAUUCCAUUCUCCCAAUAAAAAUUUGACUUCUUGUGUUUCUCCAGCAUUCUACACUUAGCAAUAUGGCGACAAGCUCUGCAUGAGGAUUUACCUGAAUGGUGAAGGGAGAACACACCUCUCACUCUUUCUGGUGCUACUGAGAGGUGACCAUGAUGCUGUUCUGCAGUGGCCUUUUGUCCACAAGGUAACCUUUACAUUACUUGGUCAGAAUGAUGGAGACCAUCUUGUCAAUACUCUCCACCCAGAUCUAGAGUCUUCUUCCUUUCAGAAGCCUGCGGCUGAUAUGAAUGAGUCAGUUGGCUUCCCCAGGGUUGGUCCUUUGGCCAAACUACAUUCUCUGAAACAUGCCUAUUUAAGAGAGGGCACUCUGUUCCUCAAGUGUGCUACAGAAGCCAGAUCAUGA